CCCGAGGAGGAGCCAGCGUCCAGAGCUAGAGGCGAGGUCGAGAACAACGCCGCUGCCAACCAGGACACGUGGGCCUUCGAGGCAGACGAGACUUUAAGGGGACAGAAGAGCAGCUCCAACAACAUGGGAAGAAAAAGCGAUGAGAACUGUGGCAGCCACCUGCAUGUGUCAAGCACCUCCCAGGAGAGUCUCUCUCAGUGGAACUUGGAUUCAGAAGAGCUCCUUGCUGAAAAUGAAACCUCACCUGGAAAUGAUGCUGCGCCAGGUGGCAAAACUAACAAGAACCACCUGAAAACUCCGGCAGAACAGCUGGUUUUGCAGCUGACUGUAUCAGAGCAUACUCACAGAAGAGCACAGAACAGUAACCAAGGGGUAUUUCAGCUCUGGAGUUCUCCUGUUAAUAAAGGAAGUACCAUGAAUAGCAAAGAAUUCAAAAAGUCUUCAGUGGAAACUGGCUUCAAUGCAGCUAACAGUCCUAGGCUUUUCACUCUAAACCAUUCAUUAGCAAGUAUUCCGGGUUUGAUGAACAGCAAGCAAGUCAGUCUGUAUCCUGGCCAGCCAAUGUCAGCAGGUCUCUGCUGGCCUUAUGCUGAUGGAGACUUUCUGAAGGAUAGAAAUGAGUUUCGUAUUAACUCGUAUUCAACUUUGGACAACAACAAUGGGGACUCUUUAUCUGCCUCAAAUUGGAAUUUCAAAUACAGAAACAUCAGUGUAGAGGAAACUGUCACAGAUGAAAGCGACUUAUCUGAAAAUGAGAAAAUGAAUGACUCUUUGCUCAGCUAUUUUAAAAAGAUGGACCUGAACUUGAAACCGGAAACGAUAGAACAUGUAGAGCGAUCUCUCACAGAGGAAGGAAACGGAGUGGCUAUAUAUGCAGACUUUCUCCCUGCUCCCUUCAACACUCUAGACUUGCGCAGAUUUGCCCUCUCAAAGUGUGACAGUUGGAGGGCAGUGGUGGAACCUCCAGAAAGCUCCAUUGAGCGUUUAAUAAUUCGUUUAUUGGAACUGGAAAGAUUACAACAUAUGACCAUACAAAGAGAGAGGCCAAGGCUACAAAGCACUUUCUGUAGCUCCAUACUUUCGAUGACAGAGCCACCGUCUUCCUCUAAAGCCGUUCCGCUGAGAGCCAGGCCGCCAAAGCUUCCUGACACAUUGACUCCACAGACCUCUGGCAUAGAUAAAACCCGAGACAAGAGGAAAAACAAUUGUGGUUCUAGCAAGCCAGAACAAAAUGUUUCCAAAUGGAACUGGAGCAAUGCUGGCAAAUGUAAGUCGAACUCUAGACUGUUGCUAAAAUGUCCAUCUUCUGCCAAACAGUGUGCUGCAGCUCAUGACGACUUUAAGAAUUCUAAAAACUCCAUUUUAAACCCUUGCCAGGAACUUUCACCCAAGCCUUCCACUACCCAAGCAACUCAACAGCUGGCUAAAGUGUCCUCAACAAGAUGCUUCCCACCAAGGUCCCCAGUGCCAGUUUCACCCAUUCCUCUGUCUUUUCCUGAAAAUCCAAAAGAAGAAGUUAAAGCGCCAAGGACCAAAAAGAAACUUCACCGAAAAAGCAUACUACAAAAUAGACCUUUCUACAUUCAGAAGCGAAACUGCUUAUCCCCUUCACUUAUAGCCAGGGGCAAGUGUUCACCCACUGACCAAAAAUAGCUUCCGUACAUCUCAAUGUGAGCAAGUCUAUUCAAUGAAACCCAGCUAAAAUACGGUUCAUCAUUGAGACACAGGUAUUAGAAACAAAAACCUCGCCCUUACAAAGUAAUUCCUUGAUAUGAUAUGGGGUAGAACGUGUGAACGUCACUGCUGUCUCUGUAUACAGUCAAGGGCUCCCACACCGACACUGACAAUCCUUUGUAUGUUAUUCUUUGAAGAAAGGCCUCCACUUAGUAAGCAAACUAUUCAGAAGACGCUUUUGUUGUGAUUGUUUUCCAAUCUGAUUUCAUCAUCAAUAAAU
This is a messenger RNA of Acomys russatus (golden spiny mouse), 1954 nucleotides long. RefSeq names its product family with sequence similarity 217 member A (gene Fam217a). Bases 124 to 1653 code for a protein of 509 amino acids. Lineage: Eukaryota; Metazoa; Chordata; Mammalia; Rodentia; Muridae. The transcript has 7 exons. The record is from RefSeq and is a predicted model, not a curated record.